ACAAUCUUUUUUUUCUGUCCCCGGUUCCGUGCCCGGUAAAGGGAAAAAAAACCCUCAUUUCUCUGUACAGUCUCUUACAGACUACAGACUCUAUCAGGGGAUGAGAUCCGGCUUCCCCCGUCACUGACCAGAACCACUGAAAACCCUAACCGCCAUUCGAACUCUUUAGAAUAUCUGCACAAGAAGCUGCCGCAGAAGAAGAAUCUUACGGAUUGCGGGGUGCUGUUUUAGGUCUGAAGACGUGCAACGCACAUAGUUGCUGAAAGGUCACGGAGGACAGUUAUCGGAGCACUGCUUCUCGCUUGUAUUAGGGUUUGCAUAGUACAGAAGAGAUGUGGAAUAACGGAGGAGCGAGCAACUCGUCUGCACAGAUGGUACCUCCCGGGACCGGUGGUUCUUCCAUUCCUCCUCCCCCGCCGAUGCAACCGUCUUACAGCAUUCCGCUUUCUGCCGCGGAGGCAGAGGCGCGUCUUGAAGAGAAGGCGCGCAAGUGGAUGCAGUUGAAUUCGAAGCGUUAUGGCGACAAGAGGAAGUUUGGAUUUGUGGAGACGCAAAAGGAGGACAUGCCCCCUGAGCAUGUCAGGAAGAUCAUAAGAGACCAUGGAGACAUGUCCUCAAAGAAAUAUCGUCAUGACAAACGCGUCUAUCUUGGAGCUCUUAAAUUUGUUCCACAUGCAGUGUACAAGCUUCUUGAAAACAUGCCUAUGCCUUGGGAACAGGUCCGUGAUGUGAAGGUUUUAUAUCACAUAACAGGAGCAAUUACAUUUGUCAAUGAAAUACCUUGGGUUGUCGAGCCUAUAUAUUUAGCUCAGUGGGGAACAAUGUGGAUCAUGAUGCGAAGGGAGAAAAGGGAUCGUCGGCACUUCAAGAGAAUGCGAUUUCCACCAUUUGAUGAUGAGGAGCCUCCAUUGGAUUAUGCAGACAAUCUAUUAGAUGUGGACCCUUUGGAGCCAAUACAACUGGAGUUGGAUGAAGAAGAAGAUUCUGCUGUAUAUACUUGGUUCUAUGAUCAUAAACCUCUAGUAAAAACAAAGCUUAUCAAUGGUCCUAGCUAUAGGAGAUGGAAUCUUUCUCUUCCAAUCAUGGCAACUCUUCAUCGACUUGCUGGGCAGCUACUUUCUGAUUUGAUUGACCGAAACUAUUUUUACUUGUUUGAUAUGGAGUCAUUCUUCACUGCCAAAGCUUUGAACAUGUGCAUACCUGGUGGCCCCAAGUUUGAGCCCUUGUACCGUGACAUGGAGAAAGGGGAUGAGGACUGGAAUGAAUUCAAUGACAUCAAUAAACUCAUUAUCCGUUCACCUCUUAGAACUGAGUACAGAAUUGCAUUUCCUCAUCUUUAUAACAACAGACCCAGGAAAGUAAAGCUUGGUAUAUAUCAUACUCCCAUGGUAAUGUAUAUAAAAACCGAGGAUCCUGAUUUACCUGCAUUCUAUUAUGAUCCCUUAAUACAUCCUAUAUCCUCCACUAACAAAGACCGGCGCGAGAAGAAAGUUUAUGAAGAAGAAGACGAUGAUGAAUUUUUCCUGCCAGAAGGUGUGGAACCUUUAUUGCAGAACACUCAACUUUAUACCGACACCACAGCUGCUGGUAUUUCAUUGUUGUUUGCUCCUCGCCCCUUUAACAUGAGAUCUGGUCGCAUGCGAAGGGCUGAAGACAUACCUCUCGUGUCAGAGUGGUACAAGGAGCAUUGCCCUCCAUCAUAUCCAGUUAAAGUUCGCGUCAGCUACCAGAAACUGUUGAAGUGUUUUGUGUUGAAUGAACUGCAUCACAGACCACCCAAGGCUCAGAAAAAGAAACACUUGUUCCGGUCCCUUCAAGCUACUAAGUUUUUCCAAACCACAGAGUUGGACUGGGCUGAAGCUGGUCUCCAAGUUUGUAAGCAAGGGUACAACAUGCUGAAUUUGUUGAUACAUAGAAAGAAUCUGAAUUACCUUCACCUUGAUUAUAACUUCAAUCUGAAGCCUGUGAAGACUCUCACUACAAAGGAGCGGAAGAAGUCACGCUUUGGUAAUGCUUUUCAUCUAUGUCGUGAAAUCCUGCGUUUGACAAAGCUAGUAGUGGAUGCCAACAUCCAGUUCCGCUUGGGAAAUGUGGAUGCAUUCCAAUUGGCAGAUGGCUUGCAGUACACAUUUUCACAUGUUGGGCAGUUGACUGGUAUGUACCGUUACAAAUACAGACUCAUGAGACAGAUCAGAAUGUGUAAAGACUUGAAGCACUUGAUUUAUUACCGCUUCAAUACUGGUCCUGUGGGAAAGGGGCCUGGCUGUGGUUUCUGGGCUCCAAUGUGGAGGGUGUGGUUGUUCUUCCUUCGAGGUAUUGUGCCUUUGUUGGAAAGGUGGCUGGGAAAUUUACUUGCAAGACAGUUUGAAGGGCGCCAUUCAAAAGGAGUUGCAAAGACUGUCACUAAGCAGCGUGUUGAGAGUCAUUUUGACUUGGAACUUCGGGCUGCUGUUAUGCAUGAUGUACUUGAUGCAAUGCCAGAGGGCAUUAAGCAGAACAAGGCUAGGACUAUCUUGCAGCAUCUCAGUGAAGCAUGGCGCUGUUGGAAAGCAAAUAUCCCUUGGAAGGUGCCUGGCCUGCCAGUUCCCAUUGAGAACAUGAUACUUCGUUAUGUCAAGUCAAAGGCAGAUUGGUGGACAAAUGUUGCUCAUUAUAAUCGUGAACGCAUAAGAAGGGGUGCAACAGUUGACAAGACUGUUUGUCGAAAGAAUCUAGGAAGAUUGACUCGCUUGUGGUUGAAGGCAGAGCAGGAACGACAACACAAUUAUUUGAAAGAUGGUCCAUAUGUUACACCAGAAGAGGCAGUAGCUAUAUAUACAACCACUGUGCAUUGGUUGGAGUCACGAAAAUUCUCUCCAAUUCCAUUCCCUCCAUUGUCAUACAAACAUGAUACCAAACUUCUUAUCCUUGCACUUGAGAGGCUUAAGGAAUCUUACAGUGUAGCGGUGAGAUUGAAUCAACUUCAAAGGGAAGAGUUAGGACUAAUUGAACAAGCAUAUGACAAUCCACAUGAAGCACUAUCACGAAUAAAACGUCACCUGCUUACACAGAGAGCCUUCAAAGAAGUUGGGAUUGAGUUUAUGGAUUUGUAUAGUUAUCUGAUUCCCGUAUAUGAAAUUGAACCUCUUGAGAAGAUAACAGAUGCAUACCUUGACCAGUACCUGUGGUAUGAAGGGGACAAGCGUCAUCUCUUUCCCAACUGGAUUAAGCCUGCUGAUUCAGAACCACCACCGCUUUUAGUCUAUAAAUGGUGUCAAGGUAUAAACAAUCUGCAAGGUAUAUGGGAUACAAGUGAAGGACAAUGUGUUGUGAUGCUUCAAACAAAGUUUGAGAAGUUCUUUGAGAAGAUUGAUCUGACAAUGCUAAACAGGCUUCUCCGUUUGGUUCUUGAUCACAACAUUGCUGAUUAUGUCACUGCAAAAAACAAUGUUGUGUUAUCUUACAAGGAUAUGAGUCAUACCAAUUCAUAUGGUCUAAUACGAGGUCUCCAGUUUGCUUCAUUUGUUGUGCAGUACUAUGGCCUUGUGUUGGAUCUCUUGCUUCUUGGUUUGACUCGAGCUAGUGAAAUUGCGGGACCUCCUCAGAUGCCCAAUGAGUUCAUUACAUAUUGGGACACCAAAGUUGAAACUCGACAUCCCAUUCGAUUGUAUUCACGGUACAUUGAUAGGGUACAUAUAUUAUUCCGGUUCACUCAUGAAGAGGCACGGGACCUUAUUCAGCGGUAUCUUACGGAACAUCCUGACCCCAACAACGAGAACAUGGUUGGGUAUAACAAUAAGAAAUGUUGGCCAAGAGAUGCAAGAAUGAGGCUUAUGAAGCAUGAUGUAAAUCUUGGCAGAAGUGUUUUCUGGGACAUGAAGAAUCGGUUACCUCGGAGUAUCACAACGCUGGAGUGGGAGAACAGUUUUGUUUCAGUUUACAGCAAGGACAAUCCAAACUUGCUUUUCAGCAUGUGUGGGUUUGAAGUUCGGAUUUUGCCAAAGAUAAGAAUGAGUCAAGAGGCAUUCAGCAACACAAGAGAUGGUGUUUGGAACUUGCAGAAUGAGCAGACCAAAGAGCGAACUGCAGUGGCUUUCUUACGAGUAGAUGAUGAACAUAUGAAGGUUUUUGAGAAUCGUGUGAGGCAGAUACUUAUGUCAUCGGGUUCCACAACAUUCACAAAGAUUGUCAACAAAUGGAAUACAGCUCUUAUAGGUCUCAUGACAUAUUUCCGUGAGGCUACAGUACAUACCCAGGAGUUGUUAGAUUUGCUUGUUAAAUGUGAAAAUAAAAUUCAAACCCGUAUCAAGAUUGGAUUAAAUUCAAAAAUGCCUAGCAGGUUCCCACCUGUCAUAUUCUACACACCUAAGGAAAUUGGAGGGCUUGGCAUGCUGUCAAUGGGUCACAUAUUAAUUCCACAAAGUGAUCUACGAUAUAGUCAACAAACAGAUGUUGGUGUGACCCAUUUCAGGAGUGGUAUGAGUCAUGAAGAGGACCAGCUCAUUCCUAAUCUUUAUCGCUACAUACAGCCAUGGGAGAGUGAAUUUAUAGAUUCACAACGUGUUUGGGCUGAAUAUGCAUUGAAGAGGCAGGAAGCACAGUCACAAAAUAGGCGCUUAACACUUGAAGAUUUGGAGGAUUCUUGGGAUAGGGGUAUACCACGGAUCAAUACUUUGUUUCAGAAGGACCGGCAUACCUUGGCAUAUGAUAAAGGAUGGAGGGUUCGUACAGAUUUUAAGCAGUACCAGGUUUUAAAACAGAACCCUUUUUGGUGGACACACCAACGUCAUGAUGGCAAGUUGUGGAACUUGAAUAACUAUCGAACUGAUGUCAUCCAAGCCCUUGGAGGAGUUGAGGGAAUUCUUGAGCAUACAUUAUUUAAGGGAACCUACUUUCCAACUUGGGAAGGUCUCUUUUGGGAGAAGGCAUCUGGUUUCGAAGAAUCUAUGAAGUAUAAGAAAUUGACAAAUGCACAAAGAUCUGGGCUAAACCAAAUUCCAAACCGUAGGUUUACGCUUUGGUGGUCACCUACGAUAAACCGUGCAAAUGUGUAUGUGGGAUUUCAAGUUCAGUUGGAUUUGACUGGAAUAUUCAUGCACGGGAAGAUCCCAACUCUGAAAAUAUCACUAAUCCAAAUAUUUCGUGCUCAUUUGUGGCAAAAGAUCCAUGAGAGUGUUGUUAUGGACCUCUGUCAAGUCUUGGAUCAAGAGUUGGAUGCGCUGGAAAUUGAGACUGUGCAGAAAGAGACGAUCCAUCCAAGGAAGAGCUACAAGAUGAACAGUUCUUGUGCUGAUAUUCUACUCUUUGCUGCCCAUAGAUGGCCGAUGUCAAAACCAAGUUUAGUGGCAGAAUCAAAGGAUAUCUUUGAUCAGAAAGCAAGCAAUAAAUAUUGGAUAGAUGUGCAACUACGAUGGGGAGACUAUGACUCACAUGACAUUGAGCGUUAUACACGUGCUAAAUUUAUGGAUUAUACAACUGACAAUAUGUCUAUUUAUCCAUCUCCAACUGGUGUCAUGAUUGGUCUUGAUUUGGCUUAUAAUUUGCAUUCUGCUUUUGGUAACUGGUUUCCUGGAUCCAAACCACUUCUUGCUCAAGCAAUGAAUAAGAUCAUGAAGUCAAAUCCAGCUUUAUAUGUUCUGAGGGAGAGAAUAAGGAAAGGUUUGCAGUUGUAUUCAUCUGAGCCUACGGAACCAUAUCUGUCAUCUCAAAACUAUGGGGAGAUAUUCAGCAAUCAAAUUAUAUGGUUUGUUGAUGAUACAAAUGUGUACCGUGUUACAAUUCACAAGACAUUUGAAGGGAAUCUGACAACAAAGCCUAUCAAUGGUGCCAUCUUUAUUUUCAAUCCAAGAACAGGGCAGCUGUUUCUUAAGGUCAUCCACACAAGUGUAUGGGCUGGACAAAAGCGUCUUGGUCAGUUGGCAAAGUGGAAAACAGCAGAAGAAGUUGCUGCUCUGGUUAGAUCUUUGCCUGUUGAAGAGCAGCCAAAGCAAAUCAUUGUGACUCGUAAAGGAAUGCUGGAUCCUUUAGAGGUCCACUUGCUAGAUUUCCCAAAUAUAGUUAUCAAAGGGAGUGAACUGCAGCUGCCAUUCCAAGCAUGUCUGAAGAUUGAGAAAUUUGGUGAUUUGAUUCUGAAGGCCACAGAACCACAAAUGGUUUUGUUUAACAUUUAUGAUGAUUGGCUGAAAAGUAUCUCAUCAUAUACUGCAUUCUCUCGUCUCAUCCUAAUUUUGCGGGCAUUGCAUGUAAACAAUGAGAAGGCAAAAAUGUUGCUAAAGCCUGACAAGACUAUCGUCACUGAACCACACCACAUCUGGCCUUCUCUGACAGAUGAUCAAUGGAUGAAGGUGGAGGUUGCAUUGAGAGAUCUUAUACUCUCUGACUAUGCAAAAAAGAAUAAUGUGAACACUUCAGCUCUUACUCAAUCUGAGAUUCGUGAUAUAAUACUGGGAGCUGAGAUUACUCCACCUUCACAACAGAGGCAACAGAUAGCAGAGAUUGAGAAACAGGCAAAAGAAGCAAGCCAGCUCACAGCUGUAACAACAAGGACAACAAAUGUGCACGGUGAUGAACUCAUUGUCACCACCACAAGUCCAUAUGAGCAAUCUGCUUUUGCAUCCAAAACUGAUUGGCGUGUGAGAGCAAUUUCAGCCACAAACCUUUAUCUCCGAGUUAAUCACAUUUAUGUGAAUUCUGAGGACAUCAAGGAGACGGGUUACACAUACAUCAUGCCCAAAAAUAUCUUAAAGAAGUUUAUCUGCAUAGCAGAUCUGCGGACUCAAAUUUCAGGAUACAUAUAUGGUAUAAGCCCACCAGACAACCCUCAGGUUAAAGAAAUCCGCUGCAUUGUAAUGCCACCACAAUGGGGGACUCAUCAGCAAGUCCACCUCCCAUCUGCUCUUCCUGAACAUGAUUUCUUAAAUGAUCUGGAGCCAUUGGGAUGGAUGCACACACAACCAAAUGAGCUUCCACAACUGUCACCACAGGAUCUCACAACUCAUGCCCGGGUUCUGGAGAACAAUAAGCAGUGGGAUGGGGAGAAGUGCAUAAUCCUCACUUGCAGUUUCACUCCGGGUUCUUGCUCAUUAACUGCAUACAAGCUAACCCCAACGGGAUAUGAAUGGGGACGAGUCAACAAGGACACUGGAAGCAAUCCCCAUGGUUAUUUACCAACUCACUAUGAGAAGGUCCAGAUGCUUCUUAGUGAUCGUUUCUUUGGAUUCUACAUGAUUCCGGAUAAUGGCCCGUGGAAUUACAACUUCAUGGGAGUGAAACAUACAUCCAGCAUGAAGUAUAGUAUUAAGCUUGGAACUCCUAGAGAAUAUUAUCAUGAAGAUCACAGGCCUACUCAUUUUCUUGAGUUCAGCAAUUUGGAAGAGGGUGAGACUGCCGAGGGUGACAGGGAGGAUACAUUUAAUUAGACCAGAGGUGUAGUCAUGUAAAUAACUUGUCCCAACACCGACAUUGAACCCUUGGGAAGGAAAGUUAGGUUGCUCCAUCUCUUUUUUGUUGUAAUAAUAGAUAUUUUAUAUUUUGUGUCCCAUGUUUGCUUGGCCCAAGCCCAAAGGCAGACAUAGGCGAGUAUACUCUCCCGACUUGUAUAUAUAUGUUCGGACAGGUUGCAGAAGUUACUUUAUGAUACAGAGCAGGUUCCGUGA
This is a messenger RNA of Nelumbo nucifera (sacred lotus), 7634 nucleotides long. RefSeq names its product pre-mRNA-processing-splicing factor 8A. Gene Ontology annotation, biological process: mRNA splicing, via spliceosome; spliceosomal tri-snRNP complex assembly. The record is from RefSeq and is a predicted model, not a curated record. NCBI's taxonomy places the organism in Eukaryota, Viridiplantae, Streptophyta, Magnoliopsida, Proteales, Nelumbonaceae. Gene Ontology annotation, molecular function: U1 snRNA binding; U6 snRNA binding; U5 snRNA binding. Gene Ontology annotation, cellular component: catalytic step 2 spliceosome; U5 snRNP.